Molecule: messenger RNA, 1759 nt
Organism: Topomyia yanbarensis
Lineage: Eukaryota; Metazoa; Arthropoda; Insecta; Diptera; Culicidae
Exons: 4
Coding region: 167-1759 (530 amino acids)
Biological process (GO): triglyceride biosynthetic process
Cellular component (GO): plasma membrane
Molecular function (GO): long-chain-alcohol O-fatty-acyltransferase activity; diacylglycerol O-acyltransferase activity
Source: RefSeq, a predicted model, not a curated record
ACGCGGUAGGUUCGAAAUCUUUCCACAGCACCAAAACCAACAGGUGCGAAACAGUCGAACAUAAUCAGUGCUGAAGAUACAUAAUCGAUCAUAUCUAAGGCGUAACGCUGCCAGUGAUGAACCAAUAUCACGCUCGUGUGUGAAAAUUCGCGUGAAAAUAUCCAACAUGAAGCAACUGCUAUUCAAUGCCUGUGCCUUCCUACUAUUUGUUCCGAUAUCUCCACUUAUCCUGCUGUUUUUCAUAACACUUCUUAUCUACCGUACUAUCGUGACAAAUUUGAUCAAACUUUUCCAUGGAUCACAUUUCCGCGGCUUUCUCGAAGGACUGGAUGCAAUAUGGAACGUGGAGAAGGGCAGCUCCCGAUCGAUGAUCAAUUUGAUGUUUUUCAUCGAAGCUCCCGUCGAAGGUGGGCACGAAAAAGUUCCCGCCAAAUUUCUGCACAGUGUUAGACAAACGAUAACGGAAAAAUUGAUGGGAACCUGUCGGCCCUAUCCGCGACUCUUUUGGACCCGUCGGCAGACGCUGGGAUAUUGCUACUGGACCGAUAGCUGCAAACUCGCGAUCGAAGAAUUCGUGCGAUUCAUGAACCCGAUCGGUACGGAUAGUGAAACGAAAUUCGUGCGAGAGGAAAAAUUACGGGUAGCGGUGGCAGAGAUGAGCAACCAACUUCUACCGGAUGGUCAUGCGGCGUGCUGGGAGCUGUUGAUCGGGACGGAACCUGUCGAGGGAAAAUCGAAGUACUCAGUGAGAUAUCCUGUUCUCCUGCGCCUACACCACACGGCCGGCGAUGGGAUGGCAAUUGUGCGACUCAUUCUGGACACCAUCACCGGAGAUCACAAGGCACUGGCGGCCCGUAUUUCAGCACAUAAUCCGCAGAAGCAAACCAACCAGCGUAGUUUGAAUUUUGUCCAACUUGUCAAAAUCCUGUUCAAUGGGCCGGCUUUCAUUCUUCGAAUGAUGUUUCAAAAAUCGGAGAAGAACUGCUUGAGUGGUGGAAGAAUCACCGACAAUAAGGUUGUUAGCUGGUGUCACGAGGCCGAACUAACCAGUGAGAAGAAAUCGAUAAUCGAAAUUGUGAAAAGUACAAAACAGCUGAUUCCCGAAGCUAGAUUCUCAGACAUUUUUCUUCUGGCGCUUGCAAGCAGCCUGCACAGGUACUUCGAAGCCAAGGGGGAACCGUACCAAAACGGAGUGGUUUCCGUGAUCGUACCAGGGCGGUCGGGAAGUGAAGCAAAAUCACUCAAAAUCAAGAACCGAUUCACAACUCGUCGCCAGAUGCUCCACAUCAGUCAAGGAAUCCAGCUUGAUGACCCAGAUAGACUAUCAAAAUUACGUCAACAGUUGUCGAUCCUGGCUCAAGGGUCUGCUUCGACGCGAUCGGCAUCAUCGCAUGCCGUGAUAUCAAUAUUUAUUUCAUCUCUGUCCAACAUUCUACCGAUUGCACUGCUUCGGCUACUGGUAUCCAGUUUCCGAGCCAACGUAGUCUUUUCGAUACUCCCGGAGAUCGGGAAGGUGAGCUUCCAAGAGCACGAGAUGGCCGGACCAACGCUGUUUCUUCCAAACACCGGCAACAUUUCCGUCUGUAUUGCAGCCGUCACUUUUGGAGACAAGGUGCAUCUGGGAAUACUGGCCGAUCGAUCAGUGAUUCCGUCCGCCAAUGAAGCCCAUUCUAUUUUGCAGGAGAUUGUCAAUGAAAUAGAACGGAUGGGAGUGGUGCUGGAGGAUGCGCCCAAGCAAACCACGGUACGGUUUGAGUAA